This is a messenger RNA of Diaporthe batatas, 1514 nucleotides long. RefSeq lists its product as uncharacterized. The record is from RefSeq and is a predicted model, not a curated record. The transcript is spliced from 3 exons. Bases 39 to 1064 code for a protein of 341 amino acids. Lineage: Eukaryota; Fungi; Ascomycota; Sordariomycetes; Diaporthales; Diaporthaceae.
GUUCCUUCCCUCUACACCUUAUAAUAAUAUACCUGUGGAUGACAGAAUCCAGUCGAUUUUCUUCAGCCCACGUAACCCUCAAAGAGCCUCCUCAACACAGCUACACACUGAUAACAAUGACUUCAUUCCCGAAGCCCCGAGCCCCCGGGCCCAGAUCCGCAGUCGGGGACUCGCUCGACAUUGAGCAUCGCAACGCCGUUCUACGGGCUACGUCCAACGUUUUGUCUACGUCACACUGCAUCCUUACCAUGGCGCAGCUCAUGGAUGGACUUCCGUUGUGUGAUAUUGCUAGAUGCUCAAGAGGAGCUCGGAUAGGGGUCGGCCAUCCCCUCAACAAUCAUACCGAGCUUUGCGACGGUGUUAUGGAAAGAACAGAAGCUUGGAUUGCGGGUCUUGACUUGUCAAGUCUUCAGCUCGAGAGAACACUGUUAGAAAACUUCAACAACACCGAGACAGGCAGUGAUGAGUUCAACUUGCGUCUUGUCGAGGUGGUAGCGGCGUCAAUCCACCAACUCUCUGUCAUCUUGUACAAUAAGCAGGACAAGUGUCAUGUUGAAGCUGAAAUCCGCAGCGUCACCUCAUGGCAAAGGGCACGCCGUCCUUCUGACACGUGGACAGUCCACCUGGCUCCUUGGCCGACACUCUUCUUAAAUCAUGAAUAUCUGAAUUACGACCAAUAUCCUGAUGGACUCGCUGACGCGGCUGCCUACUGGGCCGAGGAUCGAAUAUUUGGAGGGGUGGUGCUAUUUGAGCGUGGAGAGUCUGAUACUGAAUGCAAGAGCAUCUACUUUCAUUCGGGCCGACGCAAGGAAACAGUACGGGCAUGGAAAUUACCAGAACACCACCUUAGGGCGCUUCUGGUUUUCCUCACCAGUGAUUCAAUCGGCAAAGGCGAGGACUCACCUUGUCCCAUACCCAUAUCCUGUGAGCGGACGAAUAUCCAUCGGGUUGACUCAUGGGAUGCAAUGGCGGCCAGGCACAUCUACCGCGACCCCUGGGAGCGAAAGGUGCCACUCGAAAAGGACGUCAAUAGCAUUCGGUAUAAUGACUUCGACUAUCCUUGAUGAUGUCGAUUGCCUACCUAGAUACAGUUAUGCGCAUGAAAAGGCCCGGAAUGUACGUGGGUAGGCGUGGGUGUGGACUCAUUGGCAGACUUCAGCAGCUGUGCUAAGGCAGUACUGGGGCAAAUCAGCUACAAGUGGUUUCGUUUUUAAUCCCCAUACAUGUAAAAUGUACGUGGCGCCUUCAUACAGUGGUAAACGAUCAAGACCCAGCGUUUGAAGAAAUACAGUGCCAAUAACAGUGGAAAGAGAAUACAGUAUGUGGGCACGUGGCUGAGCCUCGUACCGUACAGACAAGGCUGGAAGGUAUCGCUCCCAAAUCAACUACAAACAGCUAGUCCUGGAGAUCUCGUGCCCGCAAUGCAUUGGGGAUGAACCUGUAAUGGAUGUUUGAAACAAAUUCCAACCUGCUCCCCGAUGCUAUGCCAGUGGUUUUGUGUAACUAGGUCUGAG